AUGGUGACGUCACUCGUAACGUCUCUUCCUCUGAUCUUGGUGAUCAUGUCUGCAGGGGUUGAUGGUCAGCAGUAUUGGGCAGUGAAUUACGGCCCUUCAUAUGUUUGUGCAUUAAAGGGUUCAACAGUGAAAAUGUUCUGUGUUUUAAACCAUCCACAUGAUUAUAAGCUCACAACAGCCUUCUGGACCAAACCUGCUGUAACUGAUGGAGAUCCACCGAACUUGUGUUCAGACCCAGAAAAGAGAGGAAGAGUUCAGUGUGUCAGUGAAUAUAAAGACACUUACAGUAUCACUUUGACGAGUGUAACAGAAGCUGAUAAACACAUCUACUACUGCAGAUUCACUACAGACAGAGGAACAUGGACAGGGAUUCCUGGAGCUCGGCUGGACAUCACAGAUCUGCAGGUGGAGACACAGAAGAGUGUGAAAGAGGGAGAUUCAGUCCGUCUGAUGUGUAAAAGCAGCUGCUCUCUGCCUCAACAAACAACAUUCAUCUGGUACAGAAACACACAGAGAUUAACUACAGGAAUCAUCACAGUGAAUCAGCUUCAGCUGCAGUCAGUCAGUCGUCAUGAUGCAGGAAACUAUAGGUGUGCUGUUUCAGGAUAUGAACGUCUGAAGUCUCCACCUGUUUAUCUUAAAGUAGGACGGGUUGAUGGUCAGCAGCAUUGGGGAGUGAAUUACAGUCCUUCAUAUGUUUGUGCAUUAAAGGGAUCAACAGUGAAUAUGGCCUGUACUUUAAAAUAUCCUCAUUAUCAUCAGCUCACAACAGUCUUCUGGACCAAACCUGCUGUAACUGAUGGAGAUCCACCGAACCUGUGUUUAGACCCAGAAAAGAGCGGAAGAGUUCAGUGUGUCAGUGAUUAUAAAGACACUUACAGAAUCACUUUGACGAGUGUAACAGAAGCUGAUAAACACAUCUACUACUGCAGAUUCACUACAGACAGAGGAACAUGGACAGGGAUUCCUGGAGCUCGGCUGGAUGUCACAGCAUCUGGUGAAAUAGUGGAGGGAGAUUCAGUGACUCUGAGCUGCAGCAGUGACUCAAACCCUCCUGCUCUGAACUUCAGCUGGUUUAAGGAGAAUCAAAGCUCAGCUGUUGGAUCUGGACAGAGUUUCAGCAUCUCCAGCUUUAACUCCAGUCACAGCGGACGCUACUAUUGUGAGGCUCAGAAUAAACAUGGAUCUCAGAGAUCAGCGUCUGUUUCAGUCUCUGUUAAAGGUGUUCAGAGAGCUGCUCUGCACACAGUUAUUGGGAUUGUGGUGGGAUGUGGAGGAUUGAUCAUCAUCAUCAUCAUCAUCAUCAUCAUCAGUGUGUUUAUUAAGAAGAAAAGGAGAGACUGUGGAGCUGACGUUGUCAGACAAAAUCAGCAGGAUGAUCGUGUGGGCAGAUCAGCAGAAACGGCUCCGACCAAUGACGUUCCAGUGUAUUCACUAGUAUCAGCCAAUCAGAGGGAUGAUCUGUAUGCCAACAUUAAAGCGAAGAAACCCAAACGCUCUGGGAGAGAACAAACAGAAAAAGACUCUGGAGGUGCUGAAGAGAUUCAGUAUGUCAGUGUCCAUCACUUCAAGAACAAAGACAUGAACAAGACUGAAGAGACUACUGAGAUGCAACAUCUAUCUGAUGACAAUAGAUCUGAGGACGUGAUCUACAGCUCAGUCAAUUGAAGAACAUGUGGUCGAUCCGCAUCCUAUUGAUGCUCAUCGGAGACCUGGAUUUGAGUCCAUCCCAGGUCCAUGUUCCAGCUCCCUCUCCGCUUGAUUUCAACCAUUUACAUAUUUAUGGGACUGUUCUGCUGUUUGGACAUUAAUGGCUUUCAGCUUAAAAUCCACUCGUUUAUUACGAUCUUAAUUGUGAAUAUCACACACACUGCCUUCACUCUACACUCACACAUGGACGCCACUCAGACCUGUAAUAGCCCUUUAGCUCUCGCUUUGUAAUGUCAAUGUGGAACAAAUGUUUUCUUUUGUGUGUUUAUA
This is a messenger RNA of Sinocyclocheilus rhinocerous, 1980 nucleotides long. Its product is annotated as sialoadhesin-like. The transcript is spliced from 9 exons. The coding region runs from base 1 to 1668 and encodes 555 amino acids. Lineage: Eukaryota; Metazoa; Chordata; Actinopteri; Cypriniformes; Cyprinidae. The record is from RefSeq and is a predicted model, not a curated record.